GCAGAAACCAAGACUGUCGUUUGAGCGACUUAGAGAAUACAAGACCAAAAAAGUAGAAGGCACCAUGUCCUCCUCUACUUCCUCCUCCUCUUCCAGCCGGAUUAUAAUGACAUCUUCACAAGAACCUGCUUCAGCUUCAGCACCCGCCCCGCCGCCGCCGGGGUACUACAGUAAUCAUGACGCAGCUGUCGGGACGGCUAAGUCUCACACUGCAUCAUCUGCCGGAAUCUCCUCCCCGCCCCUAGUCGCGUUUUCCGCAGAGACGCCCUUCGCCACCUACAUUGUCUUUGGCGUUGGCAUAAUAGCAGGCUUCUCGCUGCUGCUGGCGAUAAACACCAUGAGCUGCCGGGAAUUUUUCAAGAUGCAAUUGUACUUAUAUAUUUGUCCUUUUUUCUCAUGUUAGGUGUGUAUGAGAUUCAACGCUUGCAAAACGUUUCUGCCGCCCGCAUGACCUAACAACGCUCGCUGCAUUUCUUUGCUGUUGUUUUGAUGUUCCGACACAAAACCCUUACUCACAGCCAAACACACCUGUGGGGCGGCAUACUGGGAACUUUCGCAUUCCUCGGGGCGAUGCGCAUCGGGUUCGAGCCAGCUGCGGGUAUGACGGCAAGUUAUCUCAUCUUCACCAUUCCCAUGAUGCAUUUUUGGGGUUUUCCAAGAAGACAAAUGUUGAUGUCGACAGAGGAUGGUUCCAAAGUGGAGGACAAAGGGGGAGUAGCUGCGGACUCCACUAAAAGUAGAACAUCAUCUUUGAGUACGAGCAGAAGAACGACACGACAGUAUUACAACAGCGUCAUUGCGGGAUUCAUCGAACACCUUCUCUAUUUCAUGUACUUUAUUUCAUGUUUUGGUCCCGCCCUUGUAGGGAAGGGAGCCCAUGUGCUCGGAGCACAAAAGUACUUGGUCUGUCUUUAGGACCCAGCUGAUGCCAGGACCGACUGGCAACGCGCUCAGAGUGAGACAAUGCAUCCGCCUCAGCUACGCGAGGCCUGUGGAGCAUCUGGCCUAGUUCGGUCCGUGGAACGCUCGUCGCAGCAGGUCUAGCUCGCAGCUAGACCAUCGCGCGCCGCCUUCAGCGUCUAAAAACAUUGCCCGCGCCCCUGUAGCCUCCCCUGUGGCAUGCCCGUCGCAUCCGAUCGGUUGCGUGUGCAGCCCCGGAGCAUACGACAACGGGACGCCAAUACAGGGCCACGCAGCGAGCGCGCAAAGAUGUGCGAGACACGAAGGCCCGCGACUGCCAUGCGCCUCCCUGCCACCUAGCAAGCACCUGAAAGCCAUGGGCCCGCGUCCGAAGGAUUGGGCUGCGCCCCCCAUCGCUCUUAAUUACGCGCGUUGACGCAUGCAAUGCCCUCGCAGGGCUGGUCCCUGCGCCUUUCCCGUGCGUCCGCGUCUGCCCUCCGGGUUGCUGCCGUAGAGGCUGCCCUGGCAUCGGGGGGCCUGCUCGUAGUAGAUUCCCCCCCUCCUCUCUCUAUCUGUGGAGAGAUGGAGCAGUAGCAUCCGCUAGAAUACAGGAUGCACGAUGAACGCGGCACAAGGCUUGUAGCCCGCCGCCGACAUUGAAAGAUCGUGGCAAAAUCAAUCAACACGACGCUCGUAGCGAAGACGCAUUGAUGCGGCCAUCAGGAGCAUGGAUAUAGAGCCCGCCGGUGCGCUCUAAGUCGCCCCCCCCAGCAAAGGGCGGCCCAGGCACCUCCAGGAUCCUUGUUCACCUCUUGCGGCGUUCGUCCACAUCACGAACGCAGAGGGUUCCUUCACACCCUUGCUCGCCCGUACUACGUUGGGUGGAUCGCUUUCCGGGAGACAGGGUCAAAUUUAGAGCACCGCAAACCUCUCGCAGAGCCGCGUGGAACGUGUAUGCAUGUGUUUCAUGUUUUGGAGCGACCGGGUUUGGUUUAGGUUUCAGGGUUUAGGGUCCCACCUUUAUUUCAUGUUUUGGAGCGGUGCUUCUCUUACUCUUUUUUACGUUUUGGUUUCGCUUCCAAGCGAUAUGUGUCAACUACAUGGUUGCUAAAAGUAAAAAUACGAUCUUCCUUGCCACCAACAUCAAUCUCAUCCACAGCGUCUUCCUCGGGCGUCAGAACGGCACGCAAUAUUCGGACAUGCGGCGGGCUUUGGAGCAGGAGUUUACCGUUUUGAUGACGGCCUGGGUCCUGCCGGUCCUACCAACCAUUUCCGUCGACACCAUGCUGAACAGCUACGUCACGCAGCAGUCCGCCGCGAUUGAUUUUCUCGCGGACCUGUGCAAGCGCCCCCGUGCGUUUGGGGAGGAGUUCCAAAUGUACCAGCUUUUCGAGGGUAUCAACCACUUUGCCGUGGUGCUGGGUGGCUUGGUGAUUUUGUUACUGGGAAGGAACCGCGACAUUGUCUUCGGGUUGGCGCCGUCGAACAAGGAAAACACGUCUGGCUGGGGCGUCAAGCGAUUUUUCUGCGGAGGGGCCGCCGUCGUGCUGUAUGAAUACGGUAGUUACUUACAUCAACUUGAUGUCCAACAUACAAAUGAAAUUUGUUGAUUUAGAUAGUGUGUGCGGUAUGCAAAUGUGGGAACUAACAAGCGACUCAACACUGGAUGGCGCGAUGUUGAUUUUUCACGACGACGACGUGAAAAAAACAAAAAGGUAUUCUUUGCGAGCUCCUGCUCUACGGUCCGCAGUACUUCUGGAUGCUUACAAUCAACCUGUUCAACGCGAUCUUUGACUCGCCGUACGAAGUUUCCUCCGUCGAGUACAAGGCGCUAGUCGCAGUGUCCUCCGCCAUCGUCUUCGUGCACCACACGGGCUACUGGAUCGACACCUGGGCCACGAUGGAAGUCUUACGGAGUUGGGGCUUCAGCAGUUUCACCAAUUGCGACGAACUAUUUCUUUCAACAAAUAAUAAGACAAGUGUGGUGGAACGGAAAGCGGUAGGAGCUGCAGGAGCGAGGCCGAGUGAUUUGCAAACAAAAACUAACACGGGCGAUCCAACUGCUUCCGCCGCCACUGAAAACAAAAAGGCGAAAAUCACUUCGCCAGCGAAGCUGCAGCGAAACAAAAGUCCUUCGCCGACGAAGAAGUCGACGACAUCAUCGCCGAUGAAAAAAGCGCAGAAGUAAAAACCUGGAAGGAGUUCUUGAAGACGACUUAGAAUAGAUUUAUCGCACGAGAGCCGAGGCAACUCGGUCUAUGGUCUACAGUAGCAGGAUGUUCCAAUGCCAUAUUUAUGGAUUGAUUUCUACUACUAGGUUUUCUGGAGGAUUGUUUGUUAGGGGAAACAAGGUCUAUACCGAUGUUUUGAUGAACACGAAUGUACUUGAAUGCGAAUUCCUUUGCUCUCUGUGAGAGUGUAUCAAAAUGAAUCCGGUCAUGUGGCAUGAUGUUGACUUUUUGCAAUUUGAACUUUACUAUUCGUUCUUGGCUUUCGGGUAAACAAACAGAAAAGUCGUAAAACUUGAUUUAUCGCGCUCGUGGUAGCAGGGUGCGACUUCCAGGCGGGAGGUUGUGACAUCAAGAACGACAAGUUAAGUACUCUUUUUCGUCUACUUGUCGCUGUCGCACUCGCACCGCGAUACUAAUUCUAAUUCACGGAUGAUGAACACAGCCGAAAAAAUAUAUUUUAAGCACGCUGUCAUACGUAGCGCACGCCUAGAUUUGAUGCUACGUGUAAAUGAGUGUGUGUUGAACUAACAAUGAACUAGCAUGUUGAAGAUGUACCUCUGUAAGUACGUUUUUCUUUUUUGCUUCCGGAUUUCGAUUUUGAUAUAAGUUGAAGCUAAAAGUUGAAAAUGAUGGUCUGUGCUUCGUAAGAGAUAGCGAGUGAAGAUUUGCGACCUGACAAAGUUGACGCGCAGGACGAGCUUCCGCGAGAAGCAACUACUCUUCUGAAGAUAUGCGAGAAAUGACACGAGCCAUGCCGACCUGAAAGAUAAUUUUCGGAUUUGAUGGCGACGCAAG
Amoebophrya sp. A120 is the source of this 3926-nucleotide messenger RNA. The record is from the annotation of a GenBank genome assembly. Lineage: Eukaryota; Dinophyceae; Syndiniales; Amoebophryaceae.